Closterium sp. Yama58-4 is the source of this 2943-nucleotide messenger RNA. NCBI's taxonomy places the organism in Eukaryota, Viridiplantae, Streptophyta, Zygnematophyceae, Desmidiales, Closteriaceae. The record is from the annotation of a GenBank genome assembly.
AUGCCAUUCGUUAAGAAGAGUGACGUGCUGCGGGAGUUCGAGAAGUGGCUGGUGCUGGUGGAACGGCAGACGAAGAAGUCGGUACUGUCGCUCCGCUCUGAUCGGGGAGGGGAGUUCCUCGGACGGGAUUUCACCAACUUCGUCGACGGGAAGGGCAUCGUCCACGAUCUGACGUGCCCCUACACUCCGCAGCAGAAUGGCAUGGCUGAGCGGGAGAUGCGCACGGUCGUCGAGUCCGUGCGGACGAUGCUGCUGCACAUGGGCGUACAGCACCACUGGUGGCACCUCGCUCUUCGACAGGCUGUCUGGGUGCGCAACUGCUUGGAGCGGUCGACGACGCCGCCGGGGACGACUCCGUACCAGCUGCUGACCGGGACGAAGCCCGACCUCACGCUGGCGCGGGUGUGGGGCUGCAUGGUGCAGUUCAUGGUUCCUGAGCAGCAGCGCGGUGGGAAGCUGGCACCGAAGGCUCGCUGGGGGCUUCACUUGGGAGUGUCGCCGGAGAGCAAGGGCUGGGAGGUGCUGGACUUGACCGACAACAAGGUGGUCACAUCCGUCGAGGUGAUCUUCUACGAGAUGCUGUCGCUGGAGGUGUGGAAGGCGAAGUAUGGGCCGGCGUCGGGGCGGACGCAGGCGCACCCGCCGACGGACACCUCGACGGCGCCGGACCGACUGCUCGCCGAACUCGACGAGCCUGCUGAUGAGGACGUUGUGGAGGUUCUUCCACCUCCCCCUGUUCUUGCUCCUCCCUCCCCCGUCGCAGAUCGGCCUGUGUCGACGCCUGAGUCGGCCACCGGCGAUGAGGGGAGCCUUGAGGCGUCGCCUGUGGCGCCGGCCAGUGGCAUCGCCGGCGGUCGACAAGGCGCCAAGCUCGUCGACCAGGGCCGGAAGUCGACGACAGGGGAGCAGCAGACAGGGGAGCCGGUCGAACAGGAGGCAGCAUCGAGGGGGCAGUCGACAGGGGAGCAGCAGCCGGGGCGGUCGACAGGGGAGCUGUCGAAGUCAGCAGCAGACGAGCAGCCGGUCGAAGAGUCGAAGCAGCUGGUCGACGACGAGGCCGUCGACGAGGAAGGGGAGCUGUCAGCGGGAGAGGAGUCCACCGACAGCGACGUGGUGGAGGUUCCGGUCAAGCAGCCUGCGCCGGAGCUGCGACGGUCUGGUCGAGCUCGGCGGCUGCCGGAGAAGCUGAGCUACCAUGCCCACGCCUGCCUGCCACCAACUGCCUUCACCACGGUGUACGACGAGGUCGACGACGACCUGUUGUACGACGACGCCGAGGAGGAUGACGAUCUGCAGGAUCUCGACCCCGACGUGCAUGCCGACCCCGAACAUCGCUGGGACAUCUCGACGAUGACGGUGAAGGAGGCGCUGGCGAGCUGGAAGGGCCCGGCGGUGAAGGCCGCCAUGGAAGAAGAAAUCCGCAGCCUCAUCGGCAUGGGCACUUGGGAGCUGGUCGAACGCCCACGCGGAGUGAACAUCAUGAAGAACCGGUGGGUGCUGACGACCAAGUACCGCAUCGACGACACCGUCGAGCGCGAGAAGGCAAGGCUGGUCGUGAAGGGCUUCACGCAGGUGUACGGCGCCGACUACGACGAGACGUAUGCGCCGGUGAGCAGCUACGUCACGCUGAGGAUCUUCCUCAGCAUCGUCGCCGUCCUCGACCUCAACCUGAUGCAGCUCGACAUGAAGAACGCUUUCCUGCAGAGUAAGCUCGACAGGGUGCUCUACAUGUACCAGCCGGACAAGUUCGACGAUGGGACCGGCCGGGUGUGUAAGCUGCUGAAGAGCCUCUACGAGCUGAAGCAGUCGCCGCUGCUGUGGUACAGGGCUCUCGACGGAGUGCUGCUGGGGGCUGGAUGGAAGAAGAGCCAGGUCGACGAGGCGCUCUACUUCAAGUCCGGCGACGACGGAGUGACCUGCUGGGUGCUGGUCUACGUCGAUGACCUGCUCGCCGCCAGCAGCAGCACCGCGAUGCUGAAGGAGCUGAAGGAGCUGCUGGAGUCCGCCUUCGAGCUGCGUGAGAUCUCGCCGGUGGUGAAGUACCUUGGGCUGGAAAUCGUUCGCGACAGGUCGGCAAGGAAGCUGUGGCUGCACCAACAAAACUACGCCGACAAGCUGUGUAGGCGCUUCAUCGACGAGGAGCAAGGCGGGCGCAUCCCGAAGACGCCGGUCUCGGUCGACGCCUACGCUGAGCUGACGUUCGACGACGAGGAGGCCCAGGAACGCGAGGAGGAGGAGUACCGGCAGAAAGUCGGCUCGCUGCAGUUCGCGGCGACAACGACGAGGCCGGACAUCGCUUUCGCCUGCAGCAAGCUAGGGAGCGGCCUCACGGUGAGGAGCGACCAGCAUUGGCGCGAGGUCGACCGCUGCCUCGCCUACGUCGCCGACACCCGCGACACCGCCUUGGAGUUCGGCGGUGGACCAGAGUCGCUGGAGCUGAUCGGCUACGUGGAUGCCGACGACGCGGGCGACAAGCAGAAGCGGACGAGCACGGGCGGCUACGUGUUCGUCUUCGGAGGGGCCGCGGUCUCCUGGUCGAGCCAGCGCAUCAAGUGCGCGACGCUCUCCUCGACCGAGUCGGAGUACGUCGCGGCCACGGACGCCGGCAAGGAGGGGCGUCGACUUCGCUUCCUCCUUGCAGAGUUCAAGCUGCUCGACCCUGGGAAGCCGACUGUCCUUCGCGUGGACAACAAGUCGGCGAUCACGGUCGCUGAGGGCAUGGGGUUGACGGGCAACCUCAAGCACAUGGAGCGACGCUACGCCUGGCUGCAGCACAUGGUGAGGCGCGGGAAGUUUGUGCUGAAGUACAUCCCGACCACCGAGCAGCCGGCGGACUUCCUGACGAAGGCGCUGCAUUUUCCGGCUUUCAACCGGUGCUCUGUCGCCAUCGGCCAAGUUCGCCUAGCCGAUGUCGGCGACGGCGACGAUGAGGUGCAGCAGUAG